Messenger RNA from Gadus morhua (Atlantic cod), 608 nucleotides. RefSeq names its product GDP-L-fucose synthase-like. The record is from RefSeq and is a predicted model, not a curated record. Lineage: Eukaryota; Metazoa; Chordata; Actinopteri; Gadiformes; Gadidae. Bases 89 to 409 code for a protein of 106 amino acids. Gene Ontology annotation, molecular function: GDP-L-fucose synthase activity. The transcript has 4 exons.
AGAGCCUCCAUAUUCUAAUUAAGAGCGGGGGACAGCGCAGGGCUCCAGGGCCGGAUCAGAGGCUGGCCCGCUUAGGGCACAGUCAGGGAUGCACAUAGCACUAGCUCGCUUGAGGCUGGACAAGACCCCAGGUCAAACUGCUCCGCUGCUCUGUUUGGGUGAAGAGGAUGAGGUCUCGAUUCAAGAGGCAGUGGAAAUGAUCGCAGAGGCACUGGAGUUCAAGGGCCAAAUACAUCAUUACACCAGCUUGUCAGAUGGCCAAUUGAAGAAGACAGCCAACAAUGCCAAGCUGAGACGCUACCUCCCAGACUUCCCCUUCACACCACUAAGAGAAGGCACCAAAUUGACCUGUGACUGGUUUGUCAAGAACUACCAAAAUUCCCCUAGAGCACACAGAGAGAUGUUGUAAUACCAUCAUGGCAAACUAACAAACUGUGUCAUGCAGCUGGUCAUCAAAUUCAUUUUUCCUAUUUGUUGUUUUCUCCUAUUUGUCGUUUUCUUCUGAACUUAUUGCUUUAGCCAAAAGCACUGCAAUAAGUGCCCCACAACACAUGCUUUUCAUAUCCAGCCCAAUCCCAUUUCACUUUUUAAAUAAAUGUUACUUUCUA